CGGUCCAAGCUGAACAAGUUUACUGACUGUUUAGAUAAAGUCUCUCUCGCGCGUCUGACCCUUGACUUAAGCUUUUUGAUGACGCCGUCGCGGCUGUGUUGACUUUGACGUUUCCAUCCGACGAGGACCAUCACGACGACGAUCAACGAUAAAGCCAAUCGCGCGCGCCGCAACCCCCCCAAAAAAUAGGUCGAAUUGGUCAAGCACCGUCUGCCAAUCUGGAGCUGUUGAUUUUGAGUCGAAUUAAAAUAAUAUCCUCAUCUCGAUCUCGACCAAGAACGCGCUUAAUUAAUCAUACCAUCAUUUAUCACCACAAUAUUGUCGCAAACUAGCAACCAUGGUCGACUUCAAGAGCGAGACCAUUCACAAGGUUUCGGAAAAGGUGGCAGAGAAGGUGCAUGAUACCACCGACAAGGUCGGCGGCCUGCUUGAUCAGGCCGAGGCUGGCAAGAUUCCUGGCACCAAGGGUCACCAUCCCGUCUCAGCUGUUAUCGGCACAGCGUUGACUGGUGGUAUGGGGAAUGCUGGCACCAAGGGCUACCUAGCAGCAUACAUCAAGGAGCUGGAAGACAACCCUCUCCGUACCAAGAUGCUCACUGCUGGUACUCUUGCCGGUACACAAGAGCUCUUCGCUUCAUGGCUCGCCAAGGACCGCAACAAGCACGGCAACUACUUCACUGCUCGUGUACCCAAGAUGGCCGCUUAUGGCGCUCUCGUCAGCGCUCCUCUGGGCCACUUCCUCAUCUGGGCACUCCAGAAGGCUUUCAAGGGCCGUACCAGCCUGCGCGCCAAGAUCCUACAGAUUCUUGUUAGCAACCUUAUCAUCGCCCCUAUCCAGAACAGCGUCUACCUGGUCGCCAUGGCUCUCAUUGCUGGUGCCCGCACCUACCACCAGGUUCGUGCUACCGUCAAGGUUGGCUUCUGGAAAGUCAUGCGCGUUUCAUGGAUCACUUCUCCCAUCUGCCUGGCUUUUGCCCAGAAGUUCCUUCCCGACCAGCUCUGGAUUCCCUUCUUCAACAUCGUGUCUUUCAUCAUUGGCACAUACAUCAACACGAUUACCAAGAAGAAGCGCCUCGCAGCUCUCCGCAAGAAGCACUUCGGCGACGACCGCCGAUCCAACGCUGGCGACAUGCGCCCAGGCCGCCCCGACGACUACCCUCCACCUGGCAUGGGCGGCGGUCCCAACCCUCCUUACUAAGUGACACAAUCUCAACCGUCAAUCUGAGCCCGGGAAACCAAGAAGACAGUCAAAAGACGAUAAUUGGGGUGGCGAAGGCUUUAAAGAGAAGGGAAAUGUGGAGAUGAGAGAGUAAGCGAACGGUGGCUUCUUGGUAGCGAGCGGAUGAAUGCAAAACCGUGCUCGGAUGGGCUGCGUCGCUUGACAAGUAUAUACCCGAGAUGAGGGGGUGAGUAGGACUGACGUCUGUCCUGAGCUCAGGCUGUUCAGCAUGUAUCUACAAGGAAAUUUGUGUUUUGGCGAAGGACAUGGUGGAUGUAGAUGGCAAGAUUUGUAUGUUUGUAUGUGCGAGUUGUUAAUGAAAUGAACUACCUAGU
This is a messenger RNA of Fusarium graminearum PH-1, 1554 nucleotides long. RefSeq lists its product as uncharacterized. Lineage: Eukaryota; Fungi; Ascomycota; Sordariomycetes; Hypocreales; Nectriaceae. The coding region runs from base 338 to 1198 and encodes 286 amino acids. Gene Ontology annotation, cellular component: membrane; cytoplasm. The record is from RefSeq and is a predicted model, not a curated record. The transcript is spliced from 3 exons.